CAUCAACUUACAACUUGCAAUAAAAAUCAAAAUUUUGACUUGUCCUGAAAAGUGGAAACCCUCUGUUUCGUUUUAACUUCUCGAUCUUGUCAGAUCCUCGUUUUCUUCUUCUUUUGUUCAUCCGAGGUUAACUUAAUCCCACCCUCCUCCUCCUCCUUUCAAGAGACUCUUCUUGGUUUGAAACAAAGCGGAAGAGGAUGAGUUCGUCUUCUCCGGCCACUCGACGUGACCCCUACGAGGUUCUCUCCGUUUCAAGAACCGCUUCUGAUCAAGAAAUCAAAUCCUCUUACAGAAAACUUGCUCUUAAGUAUCAUCCAGACAAGAAUGCAAACAACCCUGAAGCUUCUGAGCUUUUCAAGGAAGUUGCUUAUUCCUACAGCAUCUUGUCUGAUCCUGAAAAGAGAAGGCAUUAUGACAAUGCUGGCUUUGAGGCACUUGAUGCUGAGGGAAUGGAGAUGGAAAUUGACUUGUCUAACCUUGGAACUGUUAACACCAUGUUUGCUGCAUUAUUCAGCAAACUAGGUGUGCCUAUAAAGACUACUGUGUCUGCUAAUGUUCUUGAAGAGGCUAUGAAUGGGACUGUUACUGUUAGGCCCCUUCCUAUUGGAACUUCUGUUAGUGGGAAGGUUGAGAAGCAAUGCGCUCACUUUUUUGGAGUUACGAUAAGUGAACAACAAGCUGAGUCAGGGGUUGUUGUUAGAGUAACUUCAACAGCUCAAAGUAAAUUUAAGUUACUUUAUUUUGAGCAAGAUUCAAGUGGCGGCUAUGGAUUGGCGUUACAGGAAGAGAGUGAGAAAACAGGCAAGGUGACGUCAGCUGGCAUGUACUUCUUACAUUUUCAAGUGUACAGAAUGGAUUCUACUAUUAAUGCGUUAGCAGUAGCCAAAGACCCUGAAUCUGCUUUCUUUAAGCGAUUAGAAGGUCUUCAACCUUGUGAGGUUUCAGAACUGAAAGCUGGCACUCAUAUCUUUGCAGUUUAUGGUGAUAACUUUUUCAAGACUGCAUCCUACACAAUAGAGGCACUCUGUGCCAAGACCUAUGAGGACACAACAGAGAAGUUGAAGGAGAUUGAAGCUCAGAUUCUAAGAAAGAGAAACGAGCUGCGGCAGUUUGAAACUGAGUACCGAAAGGCUUUGGCGCGUUUCCAAGAAGUAACCAACAGAUAUACACAUGAGAAGCAAACGGUGGAUGAACUGCUAAAUCAACGUGACUCAAUCCAUUCAUCCUUCUCUGUGGUGAAGACACCAAGCGGUAGCAACGGAAGUAGCAGCAAAGCUCAAGGAGAUGAAAUGAAAGGUGAUGCGGAUAGUGUAAGUGAAGAAGUUGGGUCAGAGAGGGGAGACAAGUCGAAGAGGAAAUGGUUUAGCUUGAACCUAAAAGGAUCUGAUAAGAAGUUUGGUUGACUUUACCAAAAGGUGGGUUUGUUGUGGGUUCAUUGGUUUAUUCGUUAGACAGGAACUGACUCAGUGACUCUUGUGUCACUGAGGAUGGCUCUAUGUGUAGGCAUAUAUAUAUGUUCAUUGGAAUGAUUUGAAAGAGAGAUGCAAAAAGCUCAACUUGAAAAUGGUUUUUGAAAUGUAUGCAAAUGCAUUAUUG
This is a messenger RNA of Eruca vesicaria subsp. sativa (arugula), 1596 nucleotides long. Lineage: Eukaryota; Viridiplantae; Streptophyta; Magnoliopsida; Brassicales; Brassicaceae. The record is from the annotation of a GenBank genome assembly.